CCUCCCCCUCCCAACCUUCCCCAGGGCUGAACUACCCAGGAACACAGAUUUUCGCUCUGAAACCCCCUCUCCAGCUCGCAGAGUCGGACCGCGAUGUUAUUCUCUGCGCUGAGACGAUGCGGCCCCGGAGUGCGAAGCUCCGCAGGUCGGCCAGCAGGAGCCGCGAUUGGACAGAGACUUUGUCACAGUUCUUCCUUCAGGAUUCACCCCGGCGUGAGGCAGGCUUUGGCUGACGGGAGGCCGGUCGUGGCUCUAGAGAGUACAAUUAUAACGCACGGGAUGCCUUAUCCACACAACAUCAGCAUGGCUAAAGAAGUAGAAGACGUCGUGCGGGCGAACGGGUCGGUGCCGGCGACGGUGGGGAUCUUAAAGGGCAAAGUCCACGUCGGUCUCUGCGAAGAAGAGCUGCUCUUUCUGGCCAAAAGCAAAGAGUGCGUUAAGGUUUCGCGGAGGGAUCUCCCGUAUGUUCUAAGCCAGGGGCUGUCUGGGGGAAGUACUGUGUCUGGGACCAUGAUAGCCGCUCAUCACGCUGGAAUUCCUGUGUUUGUGACCGGCGGCAUAGGAGGCGUUCAUCGCGAUGGGGAGAAAACCAUGGAUAUCAGCGCGGAUCUGACGGAAUUAGGAAGAACGCCGGUGGCCGUGGUAUCAGCCGGAGUGAAGUCUAUCCUAGACAUUGGCCGUACUCUGGAGUAUCUGGAAACAGAAGGAGUCUGCGUUUCUACCUUUGGUGAUUCUAGAGAUUUCCCGUCCUUUUUUACCCCGCGCAGUGGGUUCCAGGCUCCGUGUCAUGUCCGGAACGAGGUAGAAGCUGCACAGCUCAUUGCCAGGUCCCUGGAGAUUGGAUUGGGAAGUGGAGUCCUGAUAGCCGUUCCCAUUCCCUCUGAGCACUCGUCCUCCGGACAGGAGAUAGAAGAAGCCAUCCAACAGGCCCUCACGGAAGCCGGGCUGCAGGGGAUUGUGGGAAAGGAGGUGACGCCGUUUGUGCUGCGGAGGGUCAAUGAGCUGACAGGAGGCAAAUCCUUGCAAUCCAAUAUCGCGCUCAUUAAAAACAACGCCAAGGUGGGCAGCCGCAUCGCGGUCGCUCUCAGUGAGAUCCGGAGCCCUAAACGGGGACCGAGGAAGAGCCCUCCGUGUCCUGAAAGACGCGAAAAACCUCCUGCCGACUCCAGACCUGUUGUGAUCGGAGGCAUCAAUGUUGAUUUCAUCGCAAAGUCAGCUAAUGACAAGAUGGUGUUCGGGGGUCAGACCAAUCCCGGCCGGGUUCAUCAGUCUUUUGGAGGAGUCGGCAGGAAUUUGGCAGACUGUCUGAGCCGCCUUGGAGAGAAGCCGCUCUUUAUCUCGGCUCUGGGGCAGGAUGACCACGCGGACUCGGUGAUCCGGUUCUGCUCCCACAUGGACAUGCGCGGCGUAGCGCAGCUGAAGGGCCACAAUACAGCCACGUACUGUGCGGUGAUCACAGACAGCGGGGAGCUGAGCCUCGGUCUCGGGGACAUGGAUAUCCAUCAGCGUAUAACCGAGACCUAUGUGUCUCAGUUCGCUGACAGUCUCCGGCAGACCCCGCUGCUGUGUAUUGAUGGGAAUGUACCAGCGUCCACCAUCCAGUAUGUCUGUGAUCUCGCCCGGAAAAACUCCGUGCCAGUUUGUUACGAGCCAACAGACGUAGACAAAGCUUCAAAGCCUUUCCUCUCCGACAGCUGGAAAGCUCUGACCUAUAUCUCCCCAAACCUCAAAGAGCUGAUCUCCAUCAACGUGACUCUGGGGUGCCCAGUGCCCUUUGAUGUUCCAUCGGAAUUAGAUGAUGUUAUUGACGCCGCCAUUACCCUCUCUCUACCGUUGCUGGAGUAUUUGCGCGUUGUGAUAGUGACUUUAGGAGCCCAUGGGGUGCUCUUGUGUGGUCUCAGCAAUGAGGGGACCUUGUCCCUGUGUCCUAGAACCAAGGUACGCCGUGGAGAUCCAUGUGCCUUGCAUUACCCCGCCGCUCCAAUUUCUCCAAAGGACAUCAUCAACGUAUCUGGCGCCGGUGACAGCCUCAUGGCCGGACUCCUCUCUGGGGCUCUUUCGGCAUUAAACACGGACACCUGCGUUCGGAUGGGUCUCCUGGCCGCACGUCUCUCCCUCCAGUCACGUGGCCCGAUAUCGCGGCUCAUCUCACCCUCCGCAGUCAGCCCCCAGCAGGUUGAGGCCAUGAUCUGGCCUAACCCCAGAGUAUGGAGAAUUCGUCCAUCUGACGGAAAGACGUUUCUCACCUCCAGACACCAACAACAGUCCUAAGGAGGACAUCUGUGAAAGCCAUGAGACAGGACUGGGUGGACACCUCAAGCUCAUGUGAUAUGAAUGAUCCCAUGUAAAAUAAUAUUUCUUUCUACAUAUUUUACAUUCAUGAACGCCAGACCCUUCAUGUCUAGUAGAGGAAUAUAAAAUUCCCAAUAUGCCUUUCCUGAUGAGGGGGCAUCUCACGAGGAUCUCAUGGUACGUCGUAGACCCCCCACUACUUGUCUACUAGUACCUGAUACAUUGUAUCUAUCUUCCCAGUAGCACAUUCCUUUUGCCCUAAAAUUUGGAGGAAUCCAAUCCGAUAACAAAACCCGCCCAGUCCCAUCGAA
Spea bombifrons (plains spadefoot toad) is the source of this 2603-nucleotide messenger RNA. RefSeq lists its product as uncharacterized. Gene Ontology annotation, molecular function: pseudouridylate synthase activity; kinase activity. The transcript is spliced from 19 exons. The coding region runs from base 94 to 2271 and encodes 725 amino acids. The record is from RefSeq and is a predicted model, not a curated record. NCBI's taxonomy places the organism in Eukaryota, Metazoa, Chordata, Amphibia, Anura, Pelobatidae.